AGGAGGAGGAGGAGGAGGAGCGCUCCGUUAGAACGGAAACACACACACACACACACAAACACAAACGUAGACACACGCGCACAGAGGCAGCUGACUCAGUCACGUGACUCCUGCUUGAUCAACAUGGCUGCAGCAGAAGGAAAGGGAGUGUACUGGUUGGGGAAGGACACUCUCAGGGUGUCGGCCGCGCUGUUCAAAGAGAACCGUCGUCGUCUUUGUGCAGCUCUGAAGGCCAAAGAUGGUCUGCAGCCCAAAUCCGUGGUUCUGCUGCAGGGAGGAGAGCAGAAACAGAGAUACUGCACCGACACGGACGUGCUCUUCAGACAGGAGUCGUUCUUCCACUGGGCGUUCGGCGUGACCGAGGCUGACUGCUAUGGCGCCAUCGACGUCGACUCAGGCAGGUCCAUCCUCUUCGUGCCUAAACUUCCUGAAAGCUACGCCACCUGGAUGGGAAAGAUCCACCCUCCUCAGCACUUUAAGGAGAAGUACACAGUGGAUGAAGUGCAAUUCACCUCCGAUAUCGCUGACAUCCUGAACAACAUGAAACCAUCUGUCAUCCUCACGCUGCGAGGCCUAAACACCGACAGCGGCAGUAUUUGCCGUGAAGCAUCCUUUGAAGGAAUCAGCCGCUUCCAAGUGAACAACUCGCUCCUGCACCCUGUUAUCGUGGAAUGUCGUCUGACUAAGACCGAUAUGGAGUUGGAGGUUCUGCGCUACACUAACCGCAUUUCCAGUGAUGCUCACAAAGAGAUAAUGAAGCACAUCAAGCCCGGCCAAAAAGAAUACGAAAUGGAAAGUCUGUUUCAGCACUACUGCUACUCUCAUGGAGGGAUGCGUCACACCUCAUACACCUGCAUCUGUGGAAGCGGCACAAACUCGUCCAUUCUGCACUACGGUCACGCUGGAGCUCCUAAUGACAAAACCAUCCAGGAUGGAGACAUGUGUCUGUUCGAUAUGGGUGGAGAGUAUUACUGCUACUCCUCCGACAUCACCUGCUCCUUCCCGGCCAACGGCAAGUUCACUCCUGACCAGAAAGCCAUUUACGAAGCCGUGCUCAAGUCCUCCCGCGCCGUCAUGGCUGCCAUCAAACCAGGUGCGAAGUGGACUGAAAUGCACCGUCUGGCUGACCGGGUUCACCUGGAGGAGCUGGUUAAGAUCGGGAUCCUGCGUGGGAAUGUGGAGGACAUGCUGAAGGUCCACCUGGGUUCAGUGUUCAUGCCACAUGGACUGGGCCAUCUGCUGGGCAUCGACGUGCACGACGUCGGAGGAUAUCCAGAGGGAGUGGAGCGCGUCGACGAGCCGGGACUCAAGAGUCUGCGCAUGGGGCGUGUGGUGCAGGAGCGCAUGGUGCUCACCGUCGAGCCCGGCAUCUACUUCAUCCAGCACCUGCUGGAUCAGGCGCUGGCUUCACCGCAACAGUGCGGCUUUAUCAACGCAGACGUGCUCGCUCGCUUCCGAAACUUCGGAGGGGUGCGUAUCGAGGACAACAUCGCGGUGACGGCGAGCGGUAUGGAGCUUCUCACCUGCGUCCCGCGCACCGUGGAAGAGAUCGAGGCCUUCAUGGCAGACAAAAGCGAGAAAUCCUUCAGUUGCCUGAAAGAAUAAAGCAUCAUCACGAUUAUAUGAAAAAAUGCUCACAAUACGGAUCAUCUCCUUAGCUUAAUGAUCUCCUCAUUUAUUGAUGAAGUUUGCUUCUAUAACAGAUGUGCAUGUCAGUGUCUCAGAUCAUACGCUCUCUGAUUUAGUUGCUUUUUAUUCAAAAUUUGUAAUAUAAAUUUCACCUGAAUUUUGACCUGAACAGCAUAUUCUGUAUAAUGUGAUUAUUUUUUUUAAAUAUAUUUUUGAAAAACGGUUCUCUGAUGAAAAAGGAAAAAUUACGACACCAGCUUAUAUCAUGAAAAUGUACAUGUACAUCCUUAAAACUAACAACUUGUUAUUAAUCCUUAUGUCUUACUGUAUCAGACGCUCAGUUAUUGUCCUGAUGCACAUGUAAACUCAGUUAUUGCAUGAAUAAAUUUCUCCAGCAUCUUCA
Clarias gariepinus (North African catfish) is the source of this 2032-nucleotide messenger RNA. It is a transcript of the gene pepd, whose product is annotated as peptidase D. Gene Ontology annotation, molecular function: metalloaminopeptidase activity; manganese ion binding. Lineage: Eukaryota; Metazoa; Chordata; Actinopteri; Siluriformes; Clariidae. The transcript is spliced from 15 exons. The record is from RefSeq and is a predicted model, not a curated record. Bases 124 to 1605 code for a protein of 493 amino acids.